UAAGAAAUCAUGUCUGGAUCUCAGGGAAAAGGAUGGCAGGAUGUGGAAGGACACAAGGAUGCUGAAAAAAAAAAUCCUGAUCAGCCACUUCUUAUUGAGGAAAUUAUUGAGGAAAUUAUUGAGGUGGAAGAGAGAAACAGGGAACAAUUGAGGAGAAUGGUUUAAAUAUCAUAUCUGCAAACGUGUCUUGCCCAGCCAAGAAGAAUAUGACCAGCCCAUCUCUGCCCUCUCCUCUAGGACCAGGCCUUCAAUUUUUUGUGCCCUUUGCCUCCUGGACUCUUUCAUGAUGGUUUUUAUAUCACUUGCCAGAUUUUUUUUCUAGCUGGAGGUUCAAAUAAGUUUUCUCAUUAAAAAAAAAAAAAAUAUAACAAAAAAACCCUUCUGUGAAUGUUGUCUUGUUUGUAGACCUUUGAAUUCAUCUAAGAUUUUCAAGUGCCUUGUGGGGAGCUAGGCUGUCCCUGUCAAGAGUGGAGCUCAGGGGAAAGCAAGUGCAUGUUCUAUUAUCUCUUUUUUAAGAUUUACAAUGCUGUGAGGAUAGCAAUAACAUCUUCAGUACUUAAGAAAGAAGCUCAGCUUCAGUGUCCAAGUGUUUUAUCUGUGUCAAGUUUUUGUCUCUGAACAACUUUUGGUAUAUUGGAUAUUUUCCUUGCUUGGUGGUAUCAGAAGCAUUAUUAACUUCUCCCAGUAUUGCUAAAAAUUGUGAACUGCUAUUUGAACCUCAGCCUCCUUGCAUUUGGGUUUGUGCAAUCCAAUAAAAUUUGUUUUGAGAACUUUCAAACUAUUUUUGUAGAACUUUCAAGUAACUCAAGAACAAUUAAACCAGGAAAAUGCCAUGCUAAUUGUAGCUUAUUUGUCAUUACUGGUGUCCUUUGAUACUUGCCUCUCAUGAAGGGUUAGGUGAAUCAUUCAAUAUUACACAGAGAAUAAUACAGUGUGAGAAAAAAUGCAUGUUCCCCAAACAGGACUUGUGGAUGCAACACCCCUAUUUGAAAGUGUUUGAAUGUGAAGAUUUAAAUAUUAUAUAUGCAAGUGCCCAUAGCACUUAUAACAGUAUUAAAACUAGGUUUUAAAGAGGCAAAAGUGCCUCCCUUAAGGCUCUAGUAUAUAACUACUAUUGUAAGAAUUAAAAAAAAAAAAAAAAAAAAAAAAAAAAAAAAAAAAAAGCAAAAAAAAGCUUAGUGAUCUUAACAUGAUUUCUAGUUAUUCCUAAUUUUGAGGAAUUAAUUGCAUUACAUGAACCUAUCCUGAUCACAGAUUUUCUUAAUCUCAAUCUGAGGUAAACAUAUCUUCAACACCAUAUAGACCUGAGUUUCCCUCUUAAAUACAGAAAGCCUUGAUCCAUAUUCAAGUACUUUUCUUGAGUCUCCCUGUUGUGAUGAAAUUGUUAUCUCAUCUUGUAUUAAUUUUGUCUAGAUAUGUAUAUAUUAUGAAUAUUUUUAUGCUAUAGCUUCUGGGGCAGGUUUUCUCAUAUAUUUUUGAGAAUUUUAAACUCUUUAAGUAAUACCUAAAACUUCCACCUCACUUCAAAGAAACUUCUUUGUUUGUGAGAAGGUGAUGUUACGCAAACUUUGCCCUGUCCAUAACAGCCUUUGAAAGUCAAAUACAGAAGUAAAUUUCUAGCAGUUCCUUAAGAAGCAAACUUUGUCCCCACCCUUCACGGGAAGGGAAGCAGCAGCUGUGAAACCCCUGUGCUUGCUUCUCUUGGCAUUCCUGACCUCCAGCUGUAUGGCCAUGCCUGCCAGCCCUGCUGUGGUGAGGAGCUGGGGUACAAACACACUUGGAAAAUCAGUCUAGAUACCACAUACAGCAGAGCCAGAGGCACCAGGUGAAGCAGUACCUGACCCUCGACACCAAGCUGUCCAGCCAGACGCUCUCGCUGUCCCACUCUCACUCCAUCCAGCCUGUGGGAGUGCCCUCCAUCCUCCGAAGCGGCCACAUGCCUCCCGUGAGCGGCGCUGGCACUCCGGACAGCCCUGUCACCAAGCUGCUGGCCCUCGGGGACCAGCACGAAAAUGCGAUGGAAGAAGUUAUUGAAGACAUAAUCAAUAUGGAAUCAAAUUUUAAUGAUGAAGGGAUAGGUUGUUCUGAAACUCCUUUACUAAUGCAAAGAACUCUAUCUAGCAGCAUUUUGGAUAUAUAUAACAGUGACCAGGGAAUGGCACCAGCUAAUAUGGGUCUCACAAAUGCUUCUUGCCCAGCUAAUCUACCAGUAAAAAGGGAGCUCACAGAAGCAGAUACAAGAGCAAUGGCAAAGGAGAGACAAAAAAAGGAUAACCACAAUCUCAUUGAGAGAAGAAGAAGGUAUAACAUUAAUUACCGAAUCAAGGAGCUUGGCACACUCAUCCCCAAGUCUAAUGAUCCUGAUAUGCGCUGGAACAAAGGAACUAUUUUAAAAGCAUCAGUAGAGUACAUCAAGUGGCUACAAAAAGAACAACAGAGAGCCAGAGAAUUAGAACACAGGCAGAAGAAAUUAGAGCAUGCUAACAGAAGACUUCUACUCCGAAUUCAGGAACUGGAGAUUCAGGCACGUGCACAUGGCCUUCCAGUCAUGUCUUCGCUCAGUGCUGUCGAUUUGGCUGCACAGGUCAUCAAGCAACAGUCUUAUCCAGAGGAGAACUCUGUGGACUACUCUCAACAAAUGCCUCUGGUACAUGGACAAAAUUCUGAUGUCUGCAAUGGAUCUACAGGCUUUUCUGAUCCACUCUCGCACUUCACGGAUUUGUCCUUCAGCGCAGCUUUAAAAGAAGAACAACGACUAGAGGAAAUUUUAUUGGAUGACACAGUGUCACCCUUUGGAACAGACCCACUCUUGUCCUCUACAUCUCCAGCUGCAUCAAAAGAGAGCAGCAGGAGAAGCAGCUUUAGCACAGAUGAUGGAGAUGAUUUAUAAAAGCAGAAAGGGUCCCAUACUUCUCUAAACCACCAUGUUAAAAGACUGAGCUGAACGUUACCGUGGUGUUUGCUCUUAUUUUAAAUAUCUAUAAGGAGAGACACUGUAAAAAUCAAUUACUACAUGACAAGGGUUUCAACCAGCCCUUACUUCACAAGAAAAUAAGAUGGACAUGAACUCCUAUCACUCUGCCCCAAAUUCACCCUCUGAUCCCAGCCUACAUUUGCAUAUCUCUUUUUUCACUGGGAAUAUUUUUACUAUCAUUUCAUGACUUUUUAUAUGAAAACAUAUACAUAUGAAAAUGGUAUACCCAUGGUAUACCAAAAGGUAUACUCAUGUUGCAAAACUGUAUUCAAACUCUUUUCAAUCUGCUUACACUUCUCUGCUACAAAUAUGAGUUUUAGUCAUUUGCUAAUUUCUUUAUUUUUUUAUAACUGAAAAUUCUACAAAAUGUGAAGCAACAGAGAACUAUUUAAGCUAGGAAUUGUAGAGUUGUUGUAGGCUUUAAAAUCUAAAAAAGCCAGAUGGUAAUGCUUUCACACAUGAAGUUUAAACUGUGUGGGCUUCUCUUUAAAAGGAGAAAAUCCAUUAGGCUUUCCAUGGAAUGCCAUUAGUGUUUUUUAAUUUCAUUUGUAGAAAAAGAACACUCUUUUAAGUAUUCUUUAAUAAAACAGAAGAAAAAUAGAAACAUAAUGACAGGGAUUCAAAUGAACUCAGACAGAAAAAGACACAGCAUUGCAGCAGAAAGGCUGUGGAUAUACAAGACAGCACAGACACUCCAUGUUACAGUCAGAACAAUUUAAAACAAGCACUACUUGUGACGGUGCUAUGUCAGCUACUUAUUCCAAGAAUAUUCAAACAGUGUCCUUUUUUAUGUGGAAGAAAUUGGAAUUCAGAUCCAACACUGGGCUGUUGGGUGACACUUCCAGUGUCCUUUGACAGCACAAUGAGGUUCUUCCAAAGGGACUCUAUCCAUACAUGUGCUUUUCAUCCAUUUGGAAGCAGAGGGAAAUGACAAGAUUCCCAUUACAUACACUAUAAAAAACAAGAAUUGAAUUUCAUAUUUGGCUUUGCACUCCCUGCAGAAAACAUGGAAAGGAAGAUUUCUCAAACUGAAGGGAAUAUUCAGAAAUGCUGAUGUGAUGCACUACCUCUCAUAACCAGCUUGCUAGAGGAGGCAUUCAGAAAACUCACUGCUGUACAGAGUGAAAUUCUGGAGAGUGACGUAUGUUCCUGAAGAACAUUAAGUGCAAUCAUUCCAAUUGUAAUAAUAAAAGAGGGGAAAAUAAAAUGGAACAGGUUCUUCAUAGCUCUUCCUCAAAGCCAAAAGAUCACAUUAGGGAGUUGUUAUGGUUUAACCUCAGGCAGCAACCAAGCCUCAUGCAGCCACUUGGUCACUGCCUGGCCAGAGUGACUGGGGAGAGAAUCAGAAGGGUAAAAGUGGGAAAACUCGUGGGUUGAGAUAAAGACAGUUUAAUAGGGAAAGCAAAAGCCAUGCACAAAAGUGAAGCAAAACAAGGUAUUGAUUCAUUGCUUCCCAUGGGGAGGCAGCUGUUCCGCCGUCUCCAGGAGAGCAGAGCCCCAUCACAUACUGUAAUGGUGAUUUAGGGAGUCAAAUGCCAUCACUCCAAAAUCUCCAGCCCUUCCUCCUCCUUCCCCCCACUUUAUACACUCAGCAUGAUUUGGUAUGGUGUGGAAUAUCCCUUGGUCAAUUGGGGUCACCUAUCAUGGCUGUGUCUCCUCCCAGGCACCCCCAACGUCCUUGUCAGUGUGUCAGUAGGAAAAGCAGAAAGGCCUUGGCUGUGUAAGCCCUGCUCAGCAACAAGAAAAACAUUUCUGUCCAGCACAAAUCCAAAAUACAGCCUCAUACUUGCCAUUGUGAAGAAAAUGAGCUCUACCCCAGUGGAAACCACAACAGGAGUUCCAUAAUGAUUCAAAAUAUGUUUCAAAAGUGUAUUAAUUUUGCUGUCACUGAGCCUGCCUCUCUCCAGAAGUGUCACAGGUUUGAAAAUAGUAAGAAGAGAUUAAAGGGGAUUACUUUUUGCCUUGACAUUUUAAGAUUUUAAAAUUAUACUAUCCAAAACCAGAACAAUUGUUUCUUACUGUUGCUUCUUUUGUUAUUGGUACCUGGGCCCUCCUAAAGUCAUUGUGAGCUUUGUGUUCCUGCCAGGCCACAGCACAUGCCUGACCAAUCCCGUAGUGUUACAAUAGUUUCAUAAUUGGAAAAUUAGCAGCUGGAUAAUAAAUCACAACCAGAUGGCUAUGAAAGAUGAUGGUGUGUCCAAUUUCACAAGAAUAUUUAUAAUUUUAGGGAUCUCAAGGCUUUCUAUGAGUUUGUGCAAACUACUUGUAUGUAAGGUGACCUGUAAGCACAGACCUGACCAUUAGAAGAGGCUUUGAUACACUCACAUACAUGGAUAAAAGAAAAGACAACAGACAGAGUUCUGUAAUUUUCUUUUGUUUUGGUUCGGUGUUUUGUUUGGGAUGGGUUUGAUUUGUUUGUUUGUUUUGUUUUUUGGGGUUUUUUUUUGGUUGGCUGUUUUUUAAUCAAAGAUAGCUGGAUAUAGGACUGACCACCAUUUUAAUUGGAUUAAUUAAAAGAGGAACCACUUUGUCAUAGUUUUGUCAAAAGCAAUUGCUAAUUUUGACAACUGAAUUCAAAACAUGAUGAAUUAAAAGUAACCUUUAUGCCCAUAUUAUGCCUAGUGUAGUAUGAGUAUUGUCCAUUUCAGCUGACAAAAGGAAGGGUUAUUUGGUUGAUAUCAAAUGCCAUUUGUCCUUGUACUGCAGUUUCUACUACAUUAGUUUUAAAUACACCAGUGUGGAUUGCUCAUAAUGGAGAAAAAGAAAUUAAAUAUGAAUGUGUUACAUGAUUUUCCCAUUGAACUUUUACAUGUGAGUUAGACCAUACUUCUGAACUGUACUGACUUUAAAUAACAUCCUGAAUUUCAUCACUUUUAUAAGCACUGUUCUAAAAAAACAUUAUAGUGCAUCCAUUAAAAUUUUUUAAGUUGAUUUUCAUUCUUCUGACAAUUGCUUCAGUCUAAAGAACCAGAAUUUUUCUCUCUUUUCUUGCAUGAGAAACUUAAGAUAGUCAAUGCUCUUUUUGCAAGGCACUUUAUUGCAUGUAUCAUGAAAUGUAUUCAAGCUGUCUUCCUUCACACAAAACUCCCAGACCCCUUGCCCAAAACAAUUAAUGCAUCAAUCUUUCUAGUUGUUUAUUAUGGCAGUGGUGUUUCACCAAGGUUGCUUUUUUUCCAGUAGGAAGUCAUCAUAAUUAGUAUUUCAGCUAACAGUUACAGCCUGGAUUACAGGUUAACCCUUGAAAUUAAAUGGUGGUACAGAAUGCAAAACCAGACUAAGACAUUCUGGGGAUUAAUAGGUGCUACUGAAGGUGUUUAGCAUGUGCUCGUGGUCACAUCCCAGACUUUCUGGAAUAAACACUCUCUCUCCCACCACAGGCUUGGAAAUGGUGCUGUGAAGCUGAGAGGACUUCUAGGGCAGAGCUAAGCCCAGUCCCACCAGCUUCUGCAGGGGAAAGGGAUUUCAUAACUACAGGGAAAAAUCCUGACAUUUUCUGUCAGGCAGAAUUUCUUUGCUGUCCACGCAAGUUUUAUUGGGCUGAGUUGUGGUGCAAGCAAAAUACAUUUUUUCAGCUAUUUCCAGCAGAGAUCUGUUUAGUGAAAUCUCAUGAAAGAAAUGCAUAAUAUGCCAGUGGCUCUGGGCCUAGAACAGAAUUUGAAGUCUUACAGACCUUGCCCUCAAGCAGGGCAGGGGGUAGAACUGGCUAUUUUUUGUCAAGAUGUAGUAAAUGAGGAGUUAUUGCUUUUCUUCAGUAGCAGCUGUUCAAAGCUGGUGGACGUAUUCCAAUGGAAUCCACAAACCAGCAGAUUGAUAAUUACACAAAAGUAAAGGGAGUUGAAAUAUUAACAUCCUGUUUAAUUCAUGACAUGAAUAUAGAUGCUAUACUAAGAAAAGAAAACUAAAUUAUUUCAUUGUGCAUUGCAUGGAUAGUGUGAAAAGCUACAGUAAGUGCAAACAAUUUUAACAAACAGGAACUCAGUUGCUUUGUACAAUAAAAUAACUAAAUAGAAUUCAGUUGCUUAAUCUUAAUAAGAACAUUGAUAUUAUAAUACUUUCUGAAUUUAAUAGAACUGUAUAUAUGAAUGGAGGAUGUAAAAUUAUUGUAAUUUAAAAUUAUGUUAAGUCUCUUAGAUAAGUAAAGGCAUUUACAUUGCUAUUAUGAGACUGUAGAAUAUUUUUAUAAUAAUUGCUAUUUUUCAUUGUUAACCAUAUAGUAUCUUGUUUUCUAAGUCAUUGUAUGCAGACAGAAUGUACUUUAUUACGCACUAUAUAUGCAAUCUUUUUACAAUUACAUUUUAUACUUGCUGGAAUUUUAUGCUUAUUGUAUGAAUAUAAUUAAAGGACUGAAAUGAAAACAUCUUUUUAUAUGUCCCUUGUCAAACUUCACUGUCCA
Messenger RNA from Prinia subflava (tawny-flanked prinia), 7367 nucleotides. It is a transcript of the gene TFEC, whose product is annotated as transcription factor EC. Gene Ontology annotation, biological process: regulation of transcription by RNA polymerase II. NCBI's taxonomy places the organism in Eukaryota, Metazoa, Chordata, Aves, Passeriformes, Cisticolidae. The coding region runs from base 1937 to 2890 and encodes 317 amino acids. Gene Ontology annotation, molecular function: RNA polymerase II cis-regulatory region sequence-specific DNA binding; DNA-binding transcription factor activity, RNA polymerase II-specific; protein dimerization activity. The transcript is spliced from 8 exons. The record is from RefSeq and is a predicted model, not a curated record. Gene Ontology annotation, cellular component: nucleus.